This is a messenger RNA of Prosopis cineraria, 1868 nucleotides long. Its product is annotated as G-box-binding factor 1. The record is from RefSeq and is a predicted model, not a curated record. NCBI's taxonomy places the organism in Eukaryota, Viridiplantae, Streptophyta, Magnoliopsida, Fabales, Fabaceae. Gene Ontology annotation, biological process: regulation of DNA-templated transcription. Gene Ontology annotation, molecular function: sequence-specific DNA binding; DNA-binding transcription factor activity. The coding region runs from base 438 to 1460 and encodes 340 amino acids. The transcript has 12 exons. Gene Ontology annotation, cellular component: nucleus.
UCCCCCCUUCCCAACCCACUUCCUCUCUCCCCUCCUCCCUCAUCCCCCACAUCGCAACCUCCACAAGCAGACACGCCCAUCUCUCUCUCUCUCUCUCUCUCUCGCCUUCCAUGGUCGCUGCUGGUAUUGCUUUUUUGUCUGCGUGCUUCCCACCCUCACCUUCCUUUGUCUUGCCUCUUAUCCUCGGCCGUCGAUUCCUCUCUUUCCGCCAAUGCCAUUUUAAUUAUAUUUCCUGAAACAAGGCGACAAGAAGCCGCUCUUACGGAGCCUACUAUUACACCACUUCAUCAAACCCACCCUCCUCCGUCCCACUUGGACUUCCACCUCAUCCCUCUAAACUGGUGAUCUUAUGAUUUCCAUGGAUAUAAGCAUUUGAUAUCACCAGGAGGCUUUUCAGUUGAUUUUAUUGAAAGGACAGUUUGUCUGAACUGUUCUGGAUGGGGACAGGGGAAGAGAGCACACCUAAACCAUCCAAACAAGCUUCUACAACUCAGGAGAUAGCAACACCACCUUCGUACCCUGAUUGGUCUGGCUCUAUGCAGGCUUAUUAUGCUCCUGGAGCCACCCCACCUCCUUUUUUUGCCUCAACGGUUGCUUCACCAACUCCUCACCCCUAUCUAUGGGGGAGCCAGCAUCCUCUAAUUCCGCCGUAUGGGACACCGGUUCCGUACCCUCCUAUGUAUCCUCCAGGUGGUGUUUAUGCUCAUCCUGGUAUGGCCACGACUCCAAGCUCCGCACAGCAAAUUGUGGAACUUGAAGGUAAGGGAUCUGAUGGAAAAGAUUGUAAUUCUGCCAAAAAAUUGAAGGGAACUUGUGCUAGCACUGCUUCCAAAGCUGGAGAGAGUGGAAAGGUAGGCUCAGGAUCCGGGAACGAUGGUGUCUCGCAAAGUGUUGAAAGUGGUUCAGAGGGUUCAUCGGAUGCAAGUGAUGAGAAUACUAACCAACAGGAUUCAACUACUAACAAAAAGGGAAGCUUUGACCAGAUGCUUGUUGAUGGGGCAAAUGCACAGAACAGUUCUGGUGGCGCCAUUUCUCAGAAGCCAGCUGGCUCAAUUCCAGCAACUAAUCUGAACAUUGGAAUGGACUUGUGGAGUCCAGCUGCUGCUGGUUCGGAUGCUGUGAAAAUGAGACAUAAUCAAUCUGGUGUCUCCGCGGCUGUUGCUCCUUCGACCAUGAUGGGAAGGGAAGUUGCCCUUGGUGAACAGUGGAUACAAGAUGAACGUGAACUGAAAAGACAGAAGAGGAAGCAGUCUAAUAGAGAGUCAGCUAGGAGGUCAAGACUGCGGAAGCAGGCUGAAUGUGAAGAGUUACAGAAGAGAGUGGAGACACUAGGAAAUGAGAAUCGAACUCUAAGAGAGGAGCUCCAGAGGCUGUCUGAAGAAUGUGAGAAUCUCACAUCCGAGAAUAAUUCUAUCAAGGAAGAGUUGGAACGGCUGUGUGGACCUGAUGCAGUUGCUUGACUUGGAUAGACACGCACGCUACAGCUAAAUCUGACACUCCCCUCGGUAAAACAAAUUUGCAGCUGGGAAUGUAUGGAUGGCCUCGUCUCUCCCUCUCCCUCUCCCUCUAUAUAUAUAGAUAUUUUUUUGUCUCGCUAAUUUAUGUGAUUAACCCUCAAUUAUAAUUCCCCUGAUGAUUUACUCGUCAUAUGUUGUAAUAUUUUCGGCUGCGGAAGAGUAGGUAACGUUAGGCUAAUGGAGCACCAUAUACAUCACUGAUGCCAAAGAGCCCGGCUUCAGUUAUCUUGUAUGAGCCUCCUGAGAGAUAAGUCCGUAAUCAUUAUGUUCCCUUGGAGUCUUUCGUUUUCCGCUAUUGGUUCACGUUGAAGUGGAAUUACUUUUAGUAUUAUAACAGCUCCAUGUUUUUAA